CCUGGGCGGGACCUCACGCUGGAAGCGAGGGCGGGACUUCCGGCGGCGGGACUUCCGCCCGCAAGUAGCUAUGGCCUGGUACGCGAAGCUGGUGGGCAUUCCCCUGAGGGUUCAGAGGUUCCACACAGCCGCGUGUCACCACAAGGGCCGGACUGGCGCCGAGCACCAGUGGCUCACGCGGCAUCUGAAGGACCCGUUUGUGAAGGCUGCAAAGGUGGAGAGUUACCGCUGCCGCAGCGCCUUCAAGCUCCUGGAGAUGAAUGACAAGCAUCACAUCCUGAGGCCUGGUCUCCGGGUGCUGGACUGCGGGGCGGCCCCGGGAGCCUGGAGUCAGGUGGCAGUGCAGAGAGUCAACGCCACGGGCGCAGAUCCCAGCUCUCCUGUGGGCUUCGUGCUUGGGGUCGAUCUUCUUCACGUAUUCCCUUUGGAAGGAGCAACUUUUCUAUGCCCCGCUGAUGUGACUGACCCCAGAACUUGCCAGAGAAUUUUAGAACUGCUUCCCGGAAGGAGAGCGGACGUGAUUCUGAGUGACAUGGCACCCAACGCCACUGGCAUCCGGGGCCUUGACCACGACAGGCUUAUCAGCUUGUGCCUUAGCCUUGUGGACUUGGCCACGGACACCCUGCAGCCCGGGGGCACUCUGCUGUGUAAAAUCUGGGCGGGAAGCAGAAGCCACCUGCUCCAAAGGAGACUGACCCAGGAAUUCCAGAACACAAAGGUCGUGAAGCCCGAGGCCAGCAGGAAGGAGUCUUCAGAGGUGUACCUCUUAGCCACACAGUACCGUGGCAGGGAGGGCUGUCCGAAGCACUGAGCCGGCCCUGCCCUCUGGGCACACCUCCCUGAGCAGGGCUGGGAUCUGAGCUGCACUGUGGGUAUGAACAGCACCCUGAGGUCUUUAAAGAGAUGAAAAAUGAUAAAAAUGGGGCCAGCACGAUGGCGCAGUGCGCACAGAGGCUCACUGCUCGGCCUGAUGACCUCACGUGUGCGAGCACAAGUAGGUGCACACAGUGCGAACACACGCAUCGCUGUGGUUAGCUUUUGUCGGUUUACCACAAACUUAGCGUUAUCUGGGAAGAAAGGCCCCGACUGAGGAAUUGCCUCUGUCAGGUUGGCCUGUGGGCAAGUGUGUGAGACAUUUUCUUGAUCGGUGAUCUAAGUGGGAGGGCGCAGCCCAGUGAAAUCGUGCCACCCCUGGGCAGGUGGUCCUGAGUUGUGCAAGAAAGUGGGCUGAGCAAGGCACGAGGAGCAAGCCAGAAGGCACACCCACCUGGUCUCUGCUUCAGUUACUGCCUCAGGUUCCCACCUUGAGAACCCACCUUGACCUUUUCAAUGACAGACUUGUGUCAGGAUGAGCAGGCCAAAUAAACCCUUUCCUCCCAA
Messenger RNA from Psammomys obesus (fat sand rat), 1380 nucleotides. It is a transcript of the gene Mrm2, whose product is annotated as mitochondrial rRNA methyltransferase 2. The record is from RefSeq and is a predicted model, not a curated record. NCBI's taxonomy places the organism in Eukaryota, Metazoa, Chordata, Mammalia, Rodentia, Muridae. Gene Ontology annotation, cellular component: mitochondrion. Gene Ontology annotation, molecular function: rRNA (uridine-2'-O-ribose)-methyltransferase activity. Bases 71 to 811 code for a protein of 246 amino acids. Gene Ontology annotation, biological process: RNA methylation. The transcript has 3 exons.